Aspergillus saccharolyticus JOP 1030-1 is the source of this 1197-nucleotide messenger RNA. Its product is annotated as putative choline transport protein Ctr. The record is from RefSeq and is a predicted model, not a curated record. Gene Ontology annotation, biological process: transmembrane transport. Bases 119 to 1093 code for a protein of 324 amino acids. Gene Ontology annotation, cellular component: membrane. Gene Ontology annotation, molecular function: transmembrane transporter activity. Lineage: Eukaryota; Fungi; Ascomycota; Eurotiomycetes; Eurotiales; Aspergillaceae. The transcript is spliced from 2 exons.
GCUUCCUAUGUGACCGGCUGGUUCGGCUACGCGGGUGCCAUCUUUGCGAGUGCCAGUGUCGCCCUCAGUCUGGGAUCCGGUGUUGUGGGCAUGUGGGAGCUGGGUCAUCCCUCCUUGUAUGAUCCCUCAAACUUCCCUUCCACGGGUAUCUCCCUGUAGUGCUGACCCCGAUGCUAGUGUCCCCAAACCGUGGCAUACAGUUGUAGCAUACGAGCUUAUCAACCUCUUCUGCUACCUGUUCAACUGCUGGGGCAAGAUCCUUCCCGCGGUCGCCAAGGCGACGCUGUACAUCUCGCUGCUCUCAUUCUUCGUGAUUUUGGUGACGGUGCCGGCCUGCGCCAAGCCGCACGCCAGCGCUUCGUUUGUCUUCGGUCACUUCGUCAACUCGACGGGUUGGAAGUCGGACGGGAUUGCCUUCAUCGUCGGACUGAUCAACCCCAACUGGAUCUUCGCUUGUCUGGAUUCCGCAACGCACCUGGCGGAGGAAGUGCCGCAGCCGGAGCGCAACAUCCCCAUCGCGAUCAUGGCGACGGUGGGAAUUGGGUUCGUGACCGCCUGGUUCUACUGUGUGGCCAUGUUCUUCAGCAUCCAGGACCUGGACGCGCUGCUCAACUCGUCCACGGGUGUCCCCAUCCUGGAGCUGUACUACCAGGCGCUUAGCAACAAGGCUGGAGCUAUUGUGCUGGAGACGCUGCUGAUCGUCACGGGUAUGGGCUGCCUGAUUGCCUGCCACACUUGGCAGUCGCGUCUGGCGUGGGCCUUUGCCCGCGACCGUGGUGUUCCCUGCCACCAGUGGGUGUCGACCGUCAACGUCAAGCUGGACGUGCCCAUGUGGGCGCACUUUGCGAGCUCGUUGAUCGUCGCGCUGCUGGGUCUGCUCUACCUCGGCUCGUCCACCGCGUUCAACAGCAUGGUUACCGCCUGUAUCGCUCUGCUGUACAUUUCGUACUCCGUGCCGGUGAUCUGCAUGCUGUACCGUGGUCGCGACAACAUCAAGCACGGCCCCUUCUGGUUGGGCAAGUGGGGAUUGGCCGCCAACUAUAUCACUCUGGCAUGGACUCUGUUCUGUCUGGUCAUGUACUCCUUCCCUUAGCCUCGAAACUUAGCCACUAACCAAUCCUCAGAUAUGAACUAUGUCUCCGCCGUCUACGGCGUCAUAAUUUUCAUCAUCCUCGUUGACUGGUUCGCCCGCGGUCG